Molecule: messenger RNA, 750 nt
Organism: Saccostrea echinata
Lineage: Eukaryota; Metazoa; Mollusca; Bivalvia; Ostreida; Ostreidae
Product: angiopoietin-related protein 1-like
Exons: 5
Coding region: 1-750 (249 amino acids)
Source: RefSeq, a predicted model, not a curated record
AUGCAAGUAAUCAAGUUUCAAAAAUGCAGGCUGUACCAGUCGGACAUGCCAACAGAAAGACAGAGUCUGCAGCACAGACACCGAGGAACUGAAGCGGAAGUGGACAUCAUGAAGUUCUCAGUUUUGCUAUGUAUCCUCGUCGUCCAGUUUGGAGCCGGUCUUUCUGUGUCAGCUGUGAAAUUUAAAAGUUGUAACCAUGUAAGAGAAGCGGGCUUCCUUAAAAACCAGACAUACACUCUUAGGAAGAAUGACACAACUUCCUUCAGGGAAACGGAACGGCAAGAUUCAAUCGUUCCUGGUCGGACUAUCAGAGAGGAUUUGGAGAUAGUUUGGAAUUAUUGGGCAGGACUUGACAAUAUUCAUUACUUAACUGCUACAGGAUACAACAUCUUAAAUGUAUUAAUGUAUGACUGGUCUAAUGUUGCUAAAUACAUCGACUAUUCCCAAUUCAAUGCGCCGAACUAUGAGCUCUCCAUACGAGGUUCUGUAGGUCAGGUCCCAGAUGACCUCUUGUUCAACCAUGGGAUGAAGUUUGCUACGUAUGACAAGAACGACUACAAUGGUUGCGCAAUUAGACUAAGAGUGGGGUGGUGGUACAAUGACUGUACAUACGCCCUACCCACCGGAGUUUAUUAUCCGGGAGGAAACUAUACACCCACAGACGGGUUCUACGAUGGAGUGUUUUGGAAGGACUGGAGGGGAUACGGAUACUCACUCAAAUUUAUUAUAAUGAGUUUAUCUACUGUGUAA